Messenger RNA from Parnassius mnemosyne (clouded apollo), 6872 nucleotides. The record is from the annotation of a GenBank genome assembly. NCBI's taxonomy places the organism in Eukaryota, Metazoa, Arthropoda, Insecta, Lepidoptera, Papilionidae.
AAACGUCAACAUGACCGUGAUGGAAUUUGUUAUGAAGUUGUAAUUUUCUAUUGAUUUUUAUUCCUAUAUUACUUCAUAUUUACAAAUAGUUUCAUCAUAAAGCAUACAAGUGUACCUAGCAAGUGUAACUCAAAUAUGUAAAGUUUUUAAACACCAGUCUUAAAACUAGCUUUUUAGACGUUGUUGUUAUUGUUUGUUACUUAGUCGUUAGCAAAUUCAUCAGAAUGUCGCUGCCAGGGAACGGAAUAUUUGUGGUUCAGGGUGAGAUGGCAAUGCUUGUCACUGCCAUGCGGCGCAGUACACGAUGGGGUUCUCAUUCCUUCCCCAACGAAGAGUAUGAUGUCCUCAUGAGAACCUUCCAGGAUCUAAAAACUAUACUAAACCAAGUUGAAGAUUUACGACUACUCGAUCCAUCAACGUACCUAAGUCCCUUUCUGGAAGUUAUCAGGAGUAAGGAGACCACAGGCCCAGUCACUAGUCUAGCUCUUUCAGCCAUACAUAAAUUUUUAUCAUAUGGACUCAUUGACCCAACACAUCCAAGUGUACCAGUUACAGUUGAGGACAUUGCCGAUGCAGUCACACAUGCUCGGUUCGUCGGCACUGACCACUCCUCUGAUGGUGUAGUGCUUAUGAAGAUUUUACAAGUUCUCCGCACUUUAAUGCUGAGUCCUGAAGGUGCCAUGUUGACAGACGAGAGUGUCUGCGAGAUUAUGCUCAGUUGUUUUCGAAUCUGUUUCGAAACAAGAUUAACAGAGUUACUGCGUAGAAACGCCGAGCAGUGUCUCCGCGACAUGACGCAACUGAUCUUUAUGAGGCUGCCGCAGUUUCCGCCAGAGGACCCCUCCAGCAGUUUGACGACGCUUAACCUUUCGCUCAAAAAGCGCGACAAGACUUCUAAAAAGCGGAACUUGACCACAGCACAUAGUACAAAUUCACUAGACAGGAAGUCAUCCCUCACGGAUCAGACUAACCCCAAUGCAGUCGAAAACGGACCUGAAGUGGAUACAAAAACUGACGCCAUACACAGCCAUAAUCAAGAUAAGAAUCUAAUAAACGAAGCUGAAAUAACGAUAGAGCCGGUCGACCAGCCACUCAAGAGUCCCGCCAAGAAGCAUGGCCGUCACUCCUCGAUGGACCUUGCCAAUGGGAACACGACUAUAACGCAGUUGCUGGAGAAAUGCGUCAGCAACACAGAGGGAGAAGAAUCACAGAAAAGUGAGCCAGAAGAAACACAGAAGACUGACGAAGUUGCCGAAGAGUCCAAAGAAGAUUCGCUCAAAUCAGCGGAAACAACAGAAAACAAAGCAGAAACGCAAAAAGAAGGUGAUGAGAAGCUCGAGGAAUAUGUGAACGACCGCGGCAUCAGAUUCACUCCGCAAGAGGAUACAGUCGACCUGCAGCCUUACGGACUUGUUUGCGUGCGUGAGUUGUUCAGGUUCCUGAUAUCGCUGAGCAACCCGCUGGAGCCGCAGAACACGUCGGCCAUGGUGCAGCUGGGCCUGAGCCUGGCCGGCACCGCGCUCGAGGUGGCCGCCGACCAGCUGGCGCGCUACCCGCCGCUGCUGCAGCUGGUGCGCGACCCGCUCUGCAGGAACCUGCUCAGUUUGCUGGACACAGAAAGGAUAUCAAUAUUCGCGCUAGAUUUGCAAGUAUCCUUUCUCCUAUUUGAAUCACUGCGGUUCCAUUUGAAGUUCCAAAUGGAGGCAUUCUUCAAGAAAAUCAUAGAGAUCGUAUCCGCCGACACAUCGAAAUCUAUUUACGAACUAAAAGAGAUCCACCACUUGGCUUUAGAGAGUCUAGCCCAAAUGUUCAGGAUACCUGGAUUCUGUACAGAGCUCUAUUUGAACUUCGACUGUGACGUGUAUUGUAUGAAUGUAUUCGAAGAGUUAACGAAGCUGCUAUCGAAGAAUGUUGUGUCCGCAACCGCUUACAACAUCCAUACCUUGUCAUUGGAGGCGUUGAUGACUAUAAUCGAAGCGAUAGAGAUGGGUACAAGCCCAAAGAUAGAGAAGAGCGAGAUAGAGAUCCCGGCGAUAGAAGAGACUGAAAGCUACGGGAGGGGUGGCCAUGUGUCAUUGGAGCUGGGGGGAAUGGAUGACGUGUCUGUAGUCAGUGACCAUGUGACGCAUGAUAUUAGCCAGUACUUCGCUGGAGCGAGGACCGGCCGACACAAGCCCUCUGCGAAUCUACCCACCGAGGCUGAGCUGGAUAAUAUUAAGAAUAUGAAAACGUGGGUGCGGCAGGGCACAGAGCUGUUCAACCAGAAACCGGACCGCGGCAUCGAGUUCCUGCAGGAGCACGGCGUACUGGCCAGCCCGCUCGAUCCUCACCAAGUCGCUAUAUUCCUACGAGAAAAUCCCGACUUGGAUAAGAAAAUGAUAGGCGAAUACAUCUGCAAGCGGUCGUCGCGAGACGAGGAGGAGGGGGGCGUGUCGGUGCUGUCCGCGUUCGCGGAGAGCUUCGAGUACUCGCAGCUGCGCAUCGACCAGGCGCUGCGCCUCUACCUCGAGACCUUCCGCCUGCCCGGCGAGGCGCCGCUCAUCUUCCUCGUCAUGGAGAAGUUCGCCGAGCGCUGGCACACAACUAACGGCGAGCCGUUCGCGAAUACGGAUGCAGCCUUCCGUCUCGCUUACGCCAUUAUCAUGCUAAACAUGGACCAGCACAACCACAACGCGAAGAAACUAAACGUGCCCAUGAAUGUUGACGAUUUCGUUAAGAACCUGCGCGGUUGCAACGGCUCUGGAGACUUCGAUCAGGCUAUGCUCGAAGCUAUCUUCCACGCUAUCAAGAACGAGGAAAUGGUGAUGCCGGCGGAGCGCGUGGGUCCGGUGCGCGACGCGUACCUGUGGCGCGUGCUGCAGCGUCGCGCGCGCACUCCUGCCGCCGCAUACCGUGCGCCGCCCGCCCGCCACGCGCUGCACGCCCGCCUGCUGCCCGCCGCCUGCCCGCCCGCCGUAUCAGCACUGUCAGCGGCGUACGAACGCGCUCCUCAACCCACGAGCGAAGAAAUAGAGAGCAACUGUCGAGACUGCAUCGCUCUGGUCGCGCUGAAUGGGCUCGAGCGUUGUGCGGCCCUCGUGGCCAGGCUGCAGCCGGACACCAUGACCUUGGACACGCUGCUGUUGACGCUGUGCAAGUUCAGUGGCCUGCUGGCACCGGUACAAGCCGGCUAUAUUGCUGUUGGGGUGUCGCUGGGGCAGUCUGCAAAGGCUCAGCUGGCACUGCGGCGCGCUUGCGCUGUGGCGGCGCGCCACGCGGACUGCGUGCGCGACGCCUGGCGCCACCUGCUGGAGCUGCUGCACACGCUGUACGUCGGCCGCCUGCUGCCCACCUGUCUCGUGGAAGCGGAGGACUACUUGGCUCCUGGUGGAACCGUAUCACUCAUACGCGAGGUAGCGAGAGGAUCAGACGCGGGCUUGCUCUCCAGCUUGUAUUCAUACAUCGCGCUGGGAGAAACUGGAAUGAGAGCACCGACGCCUCACGAAAAGGUAUUGAUCGAUGCGGCGACAGAAUGCGUUGCGAAAUGUAACUUCCCCGGCUUGCUCAUCACCGAGACCAAAUUUCUGCAGCUGGAGAGCCUGCAGGAACUAGUUCGUGCUAUGGUGGCUGUGGGAACUCCGCCGGAUGCUGAUAGUCUGCAACUGAACCCUCAGUUAGAAGACAUCACAAUAUUCUUUUUGGAACUUCUAGGAAAGACACUUAUACAAAAUCGGGACCGCGUGACGUCGGUGUGGGCGGAGGCGAGCGCGCACUUGGAGCGCGUGGUGACGUGGGCGUGCGCGCGCGGGCCCGGCGUGCUGACGCGCGCGCUCAGCGCGCUGCUGCGCACGUCCGCGCGCCUCAUGCGCUGCGAGCUGUGCGCCGCGCAAGUGCUGCACCACCUCGCGCUGCUCUUCCGCCUGCCCUACAAGCUCUUCUACCAGCAGGCCGACGUCAUAUCGUGCGGGCUGUACGAGCUAGUGAAGACGUCCGCGCAGAACGUGCACAGCGGCGAGGAGUGGGAGCUGCUGCUGGCGCUGCUGGCGGCCGCCGGCGCCGGCGCCUGGCCGCCCGCCGCCCCGCGCCCGCACAGCUCUUCUAGUCGUUCGGAAGGCUCUGACGACGAGAUCGAAAGGCGGCCAACUAGUGUCUCAUCGGAAAGUGAGCUUUCACAUUCCCCACAAACACAGGGCUGGAUUUUGGUAAAAAAAGAGACUGGUACUGGCGGUGAUGGCAUCGGUGCGCUAUGGAACUCGGAUAUAGAAAAUGUGAAACUGCGCGCUCACCGGAGCUCGGCGUUAGCUCGGUGUGCAGAGGCUUUGGCGCUGGUGGUGCGAGAUGUGGCGCACGUGACGCCGCACAACUGCCGCGCUGCCGUGCGCGCCGUGAGGCUACUGGCCCGCGCCACGCUGCACACGCACGGCAAAAAGAGCAACCGAAGCGGUGAGGCCAGACGCACCCGCGGCUCCCGACGCAAUAACGAGGACUCCAGCGACGAGGAGCUCGACACACUGGACCAAUACCACAUGGUCAGCAUACAGCUUCUCGACCUCAUGCACACACUGCACAGCCGCACUGCUCAGAUAUUUAAAUGGUGGCGAGACGAAGCGGACCAUGGACAAGGGACUGAAGAGUACGACCUGUGGGAGGUGGCGUGGAAACCCUUGUUGCAAGGCAUAGCGGAAUUCUGCACAGACAGACGUCGACAGGUGGCGAACAGCGCGAUCGCGUACCUGCAGCGGGCCCUGCUGGCGCCCGCGCUGUCGGCGCUGGGCGGCGGCGGCUGGGAGGCGUGCUUCGAGCACGUGCUGCUGCCGCUGCUGGCCGAGCCGCCGCGCCGGGCCGACGCAGCAGCUCGCGCGGACACCGUCAUGUGCAAGGUGUUCCUGCAGCACCUGGGCGCGCUGAGCUCGCGCGCGUCGUUCGCAGCGCUGUGGGCGCGCGUGCUGCGCGUGCAGCGCGCGCUGCUGCGGGCGCCGCGCGAGCCGCUGCAGGAGGCAGCGCUGGAGUCGCUCAAAAACAUGCUGCUCGUCAUGCACUCCGUAGGGAUAUUCAACACUGGUGACAAUUACAAUGACCUAUGGUACAUCACAUGGGAGAUCAUCGGUGAAUUCCUACCAAAUCUGAAAGAAGAACUGUUUCCAGAUGUGAACGACAACACGAAACCCGCUUCGAAUCUGCCGAACCACCUACAGCCACCACUCCCUUCAUCCUUACCAACCCUCAUCCCUGUUGGACCGAAUACUCCAACUAUCCUUCCAGUACAAUCGAGUCCGCCGAACAUUACCAACACCCAGGUGAUACCUAACACAUUGGCUCAAACAUCCCGUCCAAUCCACGUCCAGACAUCUUUGGCUCAGUCACCGAAUAUUCUAGUGGCAUCAAAUGCGCAUUCACCUGUAAACUUGGUCCAAACGCCUCCGCUUAUAGCUACACCAUCUCUAGUAGCGCCAACACCAAUUAGUGUUGUGCCAACUGUAACCGAUGCGUCACAAACUUUAAGUAGUGCUGCACCACCUUCAAGCGUAGUUGGACCAGCAAUAGUUGGUACGGUACCAACGCCUGUACAAGUAAGCGGAAUGGUACCGAUUAGAAAUCCGCUGUACGAUCAAACUGGACUGACUUCGUCUGUACUUUUGCAACCCUUAAAUGAGAUGAUUUCCACACCAAUAGGAAUAUCGAUACAAACGCCGCAGCCGCCUGUAUUAUAUCCACUGCCAGCCGAACCCACACAAAAUUCCCUUCAACCUCGGUUAAAUACAAAUCAAAGUGAUUCUCAGUCUGAAAAAAUAAAACCUUUAUCCAAUAUCACUAAUUUAGAUAAUAACACAACUAUACUCAAAGAUACACAGCAAAGCGAGCUAUACGCCGAAUAUUUAACCAAUCCUUACAACGAUGCGAAUGAAAUAUCGGUAAAAGAGGCCACUUUAUACGAUCCACAGGAAAAUCGCCACGUAUCCGGCACGAAGGACCAAACUGUUCUCGAUCCUGAAUCUUUGGACACCUUCCCCGUGUUGACUCAAAAAUCGCUAAGUGCGAAUGCAACCCCAAUGCAUAGUAAGAAUAAAGCUCAAUUCAGCUCAAACGAGAAUGUUAGACAGGAAUCUAGUAUUUUCAACUUUGCCAGCUACUUCGGGUCGGCAAACGACCUUGUUAUUCCGGGCUCGGAAGUUUUCGAUACUUUGAUGUCGACACAAGAAGGAUAGCUGUGGCACGAGCGCGAUGUUGGCACCUGGUUAUGAUUGCAUUGUAAAGAAAAAUAAACUUUGUACAUUAUUUGAUCAUGGCCGUAGAUAAAUUCAUAUAAAUAAUUAUAAUAAAGAAGCUACCGUACUAUAUCUUUCCUUAUUUUGUAUAUUAUUUAAAUAAUAAUAAUUGUCACAUCAUAUCCAUUAAUUAAUAGGAUCAGGAGUUACUAAACUACUAAACAUGUUAAAAAUUUAAUAUCUAAGAUCCAUGUAAUAAAACUAAGUGAUGUGUCUUACCUAGUUGGGAGAGCACCUCCCGCUAUAAUAUGGUAUAUUCAAUCACAAUACUCAAUCUGCAAAUACACCAUAUUUAUUUGCAGACUGAAUAUAAUAUAGUUAAUUGAAUAUAAUAUUUAUUUUCAAUUAACUAUAAUAUUACACAUCGAAUAUAAUAGUUCCCAUUUUGAUCGUUUUAGCCCCCUCUUUAAAAGGAAAACAUUACAAAAUGCAAUAACUAAUGUUGUGUGUUGCCAGUAUUUUUCUAUAGUUUUAACGUUCAAACAACCUCUAGAUAUUUUUACAUUUAAAUAAUCUUGAAAUGCCUACGUAGGUAAUAGCUUAUAAUAUUUCAAGUUGUUGUCUAGUUUACCCUAAGGUCACCCUUUUGAAAUUGAUUUUACAGAUUUAACUGACGUUUCUAAACUC